GUGUAACUCCUCCUCCACCACCACCAUCACGAGGCAUAUCUCUACGUUGUCAAACAUCAAUUAUACAUCAAUAUUUAGAAAGAGAAAAAAAAGUUAUAGGACCACCAACUUGUAGUACACCACCACCACCACCACCAGCUUCCUCAAGAACAGGUCUACCAUCACCUCCUCAACGGGUAUCAAGAGGUCCUCCACCUCCUCCUCAAAUGUCUGCUAAAAUUAAAACUGUUUCGCAAUCAGAUCAUACAAGUGUAGCAGAUGAUGAUCAACUUGAUAGAAUGACCGGUGCACUUGCAAAGGCAUUAGCCAUGCGCUCUGCUCACAUUCAAGUUUCAGGUGUAACUCCUCCUCCACCACCACCAUCACGAGGCAUAUCUCUACGUUGUCAAACAUCAAUUAUACAUCAAUAUUUAGAAAGAGAAAAAAAAGUUAUAGGACCACCAACUUGUAGUACACCACCACCACCACCACCAGCUUCCUCAAGAACAGGUCUACCAUCACCUCCUCAACGGGUAUCAAGAGGUCCUCCACCUCCUCCUCAAAUGUCUGCUAAAAUUAAAACUGUUUCGCAAUCAGAUCAUACAAGUGUAGCAGAUGAUGAUCAACUUGAUAGAAUGACCGGUGCACUUGCAAAGGCAUUAGCCAUGCGCUCUGCUCACAUUCAAGUUUCAGCACCUCUUGCUCAUCAAAAUGAAGUUAUGAUAAACCAGUUAAACUUAAUUGGUUGUGAUAAUAAUGAUUACGAUGCUCCUAAUGAGUUCAAAUGUCCUAUAACCAUGGAUGUUAUGGUUGAUCCUGUAAUUAUUGCAGAUGGUUUCACUUAUGAAAAAGAAUCAAUUAUGAAGUGGUUUUCAUCAGGAAAAGCAACAAGCCCUAUGACAAACCUUUCCUUGUCUCAUAUGUACUUAAUUCCAAAUCGGUCGUUAAAAACUUUAAUUGAAUCUUGGACUGCGAUGAAGAAAUACAAAUAAAAUGAAUAAAACUUAAAGUUGAUAAUGGGUUAUCUUUCCUUUUUUUUUUU
Molecule: messenger RNA, 1021 nt
Organism: Hydra vulgaris (swiftwater hydra)
Lineage: Eukaryota; Metazoa; Cnidaria; Hydrozoa; Anthoathecata; Hydridae
Source: RefSeq, a predicted model, not a curated record